This is a messenger RNA of Setaria italica (foxtail millet), 3040 nucleotides long. Its product is annotated as serine/arginine-rich splicing factor 4. Lineage: Eukaryota; Viridiplantae; Streptophyta; Magnoliopsida; Poales; Poaceae. The coding region runs from base 178 to 2208 and encodes 676 amino acids. The transcript is spliced from 3 exons. Gene Ontology annotation, molecular function: zinc ion binding; RNA binding. The record is from RefSeq and is a predicted model, not a curated record.
GCUCACUCCUCUUCGGCUGUUUGCAGACGCUUCGGGGAGACGACUAGCAACUUCAGGUCUGCCUGCUGCGGCAGCGGAAGCGGAUGCGAUCGAGCUCUCGCCCCCAAAUCCGAUCCAGGGGAAGAGCCGCGAGUACGGGUUCAAGUUUUACUAAUUCACUUGGUGGCCACAAACAAGAUGUCAUUGCAUAUCGGGCGGCUUUCCCAAGAUGUGCGGCACAGUUAUCUGGAACAACUUUUCCAGAGGUUUGGCCGUUGCACUGUCAACCUGAAAGAUGGAUACGGGUUUGCAGUGUAUGAUUCUGAUGGUGACGCAACUCGAGCCCUGCGGGCCCUGCAUGGGAAAUAUGUUUGUGGGGAACGCAUCACUGUUAAUUGGUCAAAACAGCAGCCCAGAUGUUCUCAGGGUUUCAGGAGGAGUUCAAGAUUUGUUGAAUCGUUUCGUGGAAGGAACGUCAGAGAUGCUCGAGACAGUAUUAGGUUCAGGGAUUCUGUAGCUCGUAAGAGUCAUCCAGCAAAUCAUGAUCAGGGCCAUGAUCCUGAUGCUGUGCCAGAAAAGGAUUCUCAUAAAUUCACUGAGGUUGUCGAUGAUGCUGGAGAAAACAUUUGUGAUGAUCUAGCGGACGCAAAGAGGGAUGAAGGUGGUACAAUUGAUGAAGAUCCAGGGGAGGUGAAGACAGACAAAGGUGGUACAAUUGAUGUAGAUCCAGAGGAGGUGAAGGCGUACAAAGGUGGUACAAUUGAUGAAGAUCCAGGGGAGGUGAAAGCGGGUGAAGGUGGAACAAUUAAUGCAAAUGCAAUUGAACAUGAUAGAUGGGCUGAGACUGGAAAAGGUACCCCUGGUGGAGACAGUGAUGAUUUUGACCGCUAUGAGCCUUAUCAUGGAUAUGAUAGGCAAGAAGAAACAGAAAAUGUGACUAAAGCAAGCUCUUAUGAUUCUCGUGAACCCAGACGUUCUUCAGAGAAGUGGUGGGAGCACUCAGAUAAGCAUGUUGAUGUAAGCCAUGAUAAAUCAAGAUCUCCUCCAACCUGUUACAAAUGUGGUGUUGCCGGCCAUAUUGCGCGUAAUUGCCCUCAGGGAAUAGAUGAUAACUUCAAAGCAAGGAGAGAUGGAUUGAACUUCAGGGAAAAAUGGCAGCUGAGGCAAAGAAGAUUUGGGUCUCCCUCAAGGAGGCGACCAGAAGUUCAUGUUCAUCCAUUGGAUCAAACAAAUCAUAGGGUUCAAGAUGGUAGGAAACCAUUUUCUGAGAGGAAUAUGAGACUGCCUAGGUUGAGUAAUGUGCUCAGAGACAGCAGAAGACAUGCCCACUGCAGUGAAAACAUGCCACAAACUAAUAAGGAAGCACACAAGAGAAGCAGAUCUGAAAGGUCACGUGGAUCAUCCCCCAAUUCUGAACCUUCAAGUCACUCUCACCAUGAUAAUGUUAAGGGAUCUCAUUCCAACAGGACUUCCUCAGAUUCGAGAUCUAGAUCUCCCCGAUCCCAGUCUCGAUUUAGAGCACAUUCUCCAUCUUAUUCUGCUCAUUCUAGUUCAAAAUCAACUCAGCAUGAAGGAUCAAGAUCAAAUAUCAACCAUCCUGUUCCAUUUUCAGUAUCUGCUUCACCACAGCACAAGUCAUCACCUGAUGUAGAGAACAAAAAUCUAGAGGGCCUGAUGAAUUCUCGCUUGGAGGACAAUUUGGAGUUCAGGACAAGAUCCAAAGUGAAAAACAUGGAUGAUAACAAGCAAGAAGGAAAGGAAUCGGUAUUGAACAGCAAGGUCCUGAAUGGGGAAGUGGUUGUUCCUGAUAAGGAUGCUAAUACUGCUGAUUACACAGGGGUUAACUUUGAUAAGAACUUGGUUGAUGAUAAUGCCGCCAAUCGAGUGCAAAGCCAGAAUGUCAACUUUGAGAACUCUUCAUCAGUGAAGUCAAAGCAGGACGUUCUGGCCAGAAAUGGGAGAAGCAAGUCCUUGAAGCUAACAACUAAUGAAGUGAUCGCAGCUCUGAAGCACUAUGGGAUGGAGCCACAAGAGAAUUCAUCAGAUCAACCUGUGGAGAAGUACUUUGGUGCUGCACGCCUGUGGCCUUGGGAAAUCAUUUACUAUCGCAGGCGUAAGAAAGGUCCAAUAUCUACAGAGAAUUAUGCUAAGCGAGUUGAGCAGAACAAAGAAUUUGGUAUUGUGGAUCAGUAUGUCAGAAGCAGCACUGGUUGGUGGGAGUGCCCUUAGCAGGUUGGUGGAAGAAGCAGCAAUGUCAGAAGCUGUUUAGUUGUUUCCAAGGCUUUACAUGAAUAUGCCCUUAGCACUCUAGAGGACAUUUUGAGGAUGACAAGGUUUGUGCGCUCUUGCUAGGUUUUAUUCUGGCUCGUGUUAGGGCAUGUUGGGAUGUGAGGAUUAGACCCAAUCCCUUCAGACUGGGAGGGAAAAUGAACUAAUGUCCCUGCUGACCUGAGGGGAUUGAGUGUAAAACCUACCUAUUCAGGCAAGCACGUUACUUUUAUUCCCAGUAAUUCGUGUUCUCUGAACCACAAGUCCACAAGUAAUAGGUUUUUCCGUAGUCAACAUGAAUAGAGCCAUUAACACAAGAACCAAAAAGUAAUAGGUCUUUCCAUUGCUAUGAUUCUUAAUUUCUUAUGGGUAAAAGUUUAUGCCUGUAGACUUCGUGUUGGAAAAUGGUGAUGGUAAUGCACUGUGUUUGUCAGUGUUAUACAAUCAUCAUGCCACAUGUUGAUGUUGUUAUCAUUUGUCCAUCUCAUGUGUCUUUUGAGUUGCAAUGCUUGAAGGUUUGAUCCCACUAGGUUCAUUUUGGUGGUCAACAGACAUCAAGGAACAGCCUCAUGUUUAACAAAUCCACGAUGAAGUUGAAAGAGUUCUCUCUCUCGCCAUCAAGGUCUGGAUAUGUAUUCCACCAGAAGUAAUGUUUGUAAGCAGCUACCUUUAUGGCUUUUUCAAAAGAUUAAGCAGCUACUUUUAUGUAUGACAUUAGCGAAACAUAUUCAUAAUUGUCAUCAAGAGCACAUUGGUGAGAGAUAAUAUUGGCCCUUCCUGAGGUCUUCUGCUU